UUUUGCAUGGAAUAUUUUGCCAAUAACUUUAACUGGCUAGAGGAAAGCCUGGGGCAUGUGGAGGAUGACUAUAUAUUGUUUGAUUGCCCAGGUCAGAUCGAACUCUAUACACAUUUGCCAGUGAUGAAACAGCUGGUGGAGCAGCUUCAGCAGUGGGAAUUCCGUGUCUGUGGAGUUUUUCUUGUGGAUUCUCAGUUCAUGGUGGAAUCUUUUAAGUUUAUCUCUGGAAUUCUGGCAGCACUCAGUGCAAUGAUAUCUUUAGAGAUUCCACAGAUUAACAUCAUGACCAAAAUGGAUUUGCUGAGCAAGAAAGCCAAGAAGGAAAUAGAAAAGUACUUAGAUCCAGAUAUGUAUUCUAUGAUUGAAGAUUCUACAAAUAUAUUGAAAAGCAAAAUGUUUAAAAAAUUGACUAAAUCUAUAUGUGGAUUGAUUGAUGACUAUGGUAUGGUUCGAUUUCUACCUUUUGAUCGCUCUGAUGAGGAAAGUAUAAACAUAGUUCUGCAGCACAUAGACUUUACCAUUCAGUAUGGAGAAGAUCUUGAAUUUAAGGAACCAAAGGAAUGUGAAGAAGAUAAAUCUGCUCUUGUGGAUGAAUACUUUCAAGAUCAUGUGGAUGAGUAAAAAACGGAUGUUCAAAAAUGGGAGGAAAAUACUUGUGUUAAAAAAUAAAAAUGAAAAAAAAAAAAAUCCACCCCUACAUAAACAUACUUGAUGUUUUAUCUGUAAGAGAACUAAUAUUUAUAGUGAAGAGUGAGCUGUAUGACCUUAUAACUAUUUUAAUAAACAAUUUUUAUU
Messenger RNA from Pelecanus crispus (Dalmatian pelican), 795 nucleotides. Lineage: Eukaryota; Metazoa; Chordata; Aves; Pelecaniformes; Pelecanidae. The record is from RefSeq and is a predicted model, not a curated record.